AUAAUAAAGCAUUACAAGAUGAAUUGGGAAAUAUUUAUUGCGCUACUGUGGACCAAUAUUUUAUCUAAAGUGUUCUGCCAAAGCCCACUACUGAACGCUGAUCAUUUACCUGUUAUUGAAAACAAUCCGAUGACACUGACGUGUAGACUCCCUAGAGAGGUGAUGCAGGUUUCCUGGUGGCGAAACGGCGUAUCAGCCGGAAUGUGGACCGGGUUGUAUUCUGAUUUGUGUCAAUCAUCACCGUCACCGCUGCCCGAUGGGUUCAGUACCUCAUGCUUUAACAACUCGGUAUACACAUUGACGUUUGAGCACGUAAAACAGAAUCGGGAAGGGGAAUUUUGGAACUGUGCAGUCAAUUAUAUCGGCAGCACUGUUACUUACAGCAACAGCAUAACAAUCAACGUGAUAGUUCCAAUCAAAAGGCUUGCUAUGAACCCAGAGGUUGACCCAAUCUCUUUGAUUGCAAGUCAAUCAGCACAGUUCACUUGCACCAGUGACUUUGGGAGACCCAGUCCUUCAAUUUUCUGGUUUAAAAAGAAUCCGCUAGGAGGCAAUCCAGGAAGCGAUAUAAACGUAACCGCUGCGUCCCAGACGACUACUUCAAAUAACAGUAUUGCAGUCAGCACUUUGUCGUUUGAACCGUCCAUGUCCGAUCACAACAUGCGACUCUACUGCACGGGGAUAAACGGAGCACAAGCCGUAGCGUCUGAAGUGAAGCCUUUGAUUAACGUUCUUUAUGGACCAACCGCACCAGAGAUUUCUUUGAAUGGAUCGGUACUGACCACCACGCUUAAUAUUCGUUCUGGACAACACUUGAGCAUCCGUUGUUUCAGUGGCGGCAAUCCGCCACCCACAUAUUUAUGGUCGUUUCCUGGCGGUUCAGCUACAGGCGGAGACCUAGUGAUUUCCGACGUCCAGCCUGUCCAUGAAGGGAAUUUCACAUGUACUGCACGGAACACUAUGUCAGCAUCGACCGGUCUUACUGUUUCGGAACAGAAGUCAUCCACGAUCGCCGUCCAAGUGCUACUUCCUAUAGCCCAUGUUGACAUUGUCGGAGAAAAUGCACAAGUUUCUGUUAUGAAAAUAAACGACACCAGGUAUUUUGUUUGUGAGGCAUCAACCGGGAAACCAGUUGCAACCAUUCAAUGGUUUAAGGACAACAGGUCACGAGACAUAAUCACAGAUGACAUACCAUUUCAAGUAACGAACUACAAUUCUACCAUUAAGAUCGACAGGUCAGUGCGGAGCGUUCUUACCUAUCAUGCGAAAAGUACAGAUAAUGGUAUGAGGAUAUAUUGUACAGCCAGAAAUGCCGGAGACGUAUUGUAUUCUGCAAUACAAAUACAGUUAGUCAUUACAUCUACACCCGUUGCCCCAGCCUCGCUACAAGUUAAUGAGGUCAACAUAAAUUACGCCUCGGUGUGCUGGAAUUACGGCGUCAAAGACGUUAUUUACCCGAACUUUGUGCUCGAACUCAAACGUACAGAUACACAAUGGACUGGACAACCUGUCUCAGAUAUGAACAUCAACUCCAACUCAAGAAUAUGCACUGCUAUAAGAUCGCUGAACACCUCAACAACCUAUGACGUUCGAGUGUACGCAGAAAACGCUAUUGGACGAAGUGAAUACUCAAACAGCACUUCAUUUACAACUUUGUCUGAAUCCACACAAGUUCCAUUGGCCGAACGAUCUACACCACCACUUUCGCCUGAAACAGGAGCAGCCCGCCGCGUCGUUGUUAGCAAAAGCUUGGUAUUCUUUGCCACUGUUGUCGUUGGUGUGUAUUAUCAGUAGUAACAAACAUCGAUGGGUGAAAUGCGUGUGUGACAUUCACUUGUCCUUGAGUCUUUAAUACUGAAUUAGUGUGGACAAAGCCUGUGCGUUAUAAUUUGCUAACUCUUUAUGACGAAUGCAUAAGUUUAACUAUCUCUUGUGUGUGUGUAUGUGAGUGUGUGCCGUUUCAAUGGCGUUCUAAUAGAUAUCUGUAAUAUGUUGACAAGUGAUCAAUCUGUUUACCUUUUUUAUUGUAGUUGUAUAUAUUCCAAAAGUUUUCUUCAUACUAUUUACUCGACCAAAUUGAGAAGGACUUCUGUUUUUCCUCGCUAUACAGAAAGUGACAAGAUUUGUAUGUGGGCAGUAUAAUGCAAGAACACAGAUAUCCAUUUUUGAAAGAUUGUUUGGAAACCAAAAAAAUCAACUUUAAGUUAUUCAAUAAUCUAACAAGAUGUGACAUGGUCUUUAAAACAUAAUAAACGUACACAACUCCAUUUUAAUUUUCAUAUCGUUAUAUUUCUAUUUAUUUAAUUUCAACACAACGUUUUCCAAUGUUCGUAAAAUAUUCGGAACUACAAGCUAAAUGUAGUGGCCUAUUAGCCCCAUGACAAUAACAAAUUGUAUGACCGCAAUAUUCUGCCGUGUGUAUGAUACUGAACUCUCUACUGAAAAACCAUAUAUUAAUAAAGAUUGGAACACCCAAUUGUGACGUGUGCAAUUUCGGACGGAAUCUUGUGCAAAACCACGUGCCCAAAAGGUAGCGAAGUAAUAUGAUAGAUGCGAUGGCUGUCUAAGGAUGUCAGCCCGCCAUUUUCAUUCCCUGCAUGUCCAAGACAUGUCUAACAAGCAAAUUCGUUGAAUUGAU
Dreissena polymorpha is the source of this 2638-nucleotide messenger RNA. Its product is annotated as cell adhesion molecule DSCAM-like. NCBI's taxonomy places the organism in Eukaryota, Metazoa, Mollusca, Bivalvia, Myida, Dreissenidae. The record is from RefSeq and is a predicted model, not a curated record. Bases 19 to 1794 code for a protein of 591 amino acids. Gene Ontology annotation, molecular function: protein binding. The transcript is spliced from 7 exons.